AAAUUCUUGCGCACUGCACUGUCUCUGCCUGACUGAUUGACCGGUGUUUUUACGCUUCCACUGAUACUUCAACCGGUCUGUUGUUUUGGGUGAGCGUGAGGAGACAAACCUGAAAAUCCAUCUUAAUACUUGGAUUUCUGGACUAACGUUACGUCCAGCCGAAGAUACAAGUGAAUGCCAUGUCACGACCAAACACCUCCCCAAAACCAACCAUGUCCCACAACAGACAGUCGGGCUCUUACAGGGGGAAAGGACUGAAAGACAUCCGCAUCGAUGAAGAGGUUAAAAUAGCGGUGCACAUUUCUCUGGAGCGAUUUCAGUACAGUGACCAAAAAGAAAUGGAAUUUCCUUCCUCCUUGACCAGCACUGAGAGGGCAUUCAUACAUCGCUUUGCCCAGUCACAGGGAUAUAUUUCAAAAAGCCGUGGGAAGGGGUCAAACCGGUUCCUUACUAUAAGGAAGAAGGACGGCUCUGAAUCCGCUCAGUCCAUCAUGACCUUCAGUCUCAGCCCCUGCUCCAAACAGGUGGUCCGGAACCUUCUCCAGAGGUUUCCAAUGACAAACAAAGAGAUCACAGACCUGCUCCCGCGUACUGAACGAGGGAUAUCUGUUGCUUUGGAAGCUGGUGAUAAUGGCCGGGACAAGAACAGGACGAGCGGGCGGUUAAACAACGGCAUCCCUCAGGUACCCCCCAGGAGAGGGCAGUCAGAGUUGGACCACUUUCGUCGCUCCUUGCCCGUGUACGAACGUCAGGAGGAGAUUGUGAAGAUCAUCAAGGAUAACCGUGUAAUUCUGGUUUUGGGUGAGACCGGCUCUGGCAAGACUACUCAGAUUCCCCAGUUCCUACUGGACGACUGCAGCCGUAACGGGAUCCCCUGUCGCAUCUUCUGCACUCAGCCACGGCGCCUGGCGGCCAUCGCUGUGGCAGAGAGGGUGGCCGCCGAGCGAGGAGAGAGUAUCGGCCAGACCAUUGGUUACCAGAUUCGCCUAGAGAGCAGAGUUUCUCCCAAGACUCUACUGACGUUCUGCACCAGUGGGGUCCUGUUACGGACCCUGAUGGCAGGGGAUGCUACCCUCUCAACAGUUACACACGUCAUAGUGGACGAGGUCCAUGAGCGAGACGGCCUGAGCGACUUCCUCCUGACGAAGCUGAGGGACCUGCUGCAGAAGAUGCCCACACUGAAGCUCAUCCUCUCCAGCGCCGCUCUGGACAUCGACCUCUUUGUGCGCUACUUCGGCACCUGUCCCGUCAUUCACAUUAAAGGAAGGCCAUUUGAGGUCAAACAGCUUUUCCUGGAGGAUGUUUUACGGACCACUGGCUAUGCAAACAAAGACAUGCUGAAGUACAAAAAGGAAAUGCAGAAAGUGGAGAAGCAGCAGACGUCGCUGACGGAGUGGUGUAAGAUACGCGAGGGUGUUCCCAGACAAGAGACCCAGAGAGACAAGAUGGCCGCCCGCAUCCUCCAUGAGAACGACCUGCUGGACGAUGGAGGGGAUGGCGUCUUCAGUCAGCUGAAUGAGAAAGAUGUGGCAUCACUAGACCCCUGGUUACUGAAGGAAAUGGAUGCCUGCAUCUCGGACAUCUUCCUUAAUGAAGACAAUGAUGCCUUUGUCCAACUCUUCAACCUCAUCCUGAGUGAGAACGUCAGUGUGGACUACAGGCACAGCGACACGAGCACCACCCCUCUGAUGGUGGCGGCGGCGCGGGGCUUCAUCAGUCAGGCGGAGCAGCUGCUCAGCAUGGGGGCCAGCAUCUCCCUCAAGGCCUCCAACGGAUGGACUGCACUUGACUGGGCAAAGCAUUUCAACCAGGCUGAAGUGGUGGAUCUCCUGGAGGCCUUCAUCUCCUCCCAGGAGGCCGGGGGUAAGCAGGACGAGUCAUCGCUGGUCAAGUCGUCCAGUGCGGAGCUGAACGCAGAGGACCAGGAGCUGCUGAAGGUGUACCACCACAGCUUCGACGACGAGAAGGUGGACCUGGACCUCAUCAUGCACCUGCUCUUCAACAUCUGUCAGAGCUCAGAUGAAGGUGCGGUGUUGAUCUUCUUGCCGGGAUAUGAUGAGAUCGUCAGCCUCAGGGACCGCAUCCUCUACGAUGAUAAAAGAUUUGCCGACCAGCCUCAAAGGUAUCAGGUGUUCACUCUACACUCCAACAUGCAGACCUCCGACCAGAAGAAGGUGCUAAAGAACACACCUGUUGGUGUUCGGAAAAUUAUCCUGUCAACGAACAUCGCUGAGACCAGCAUUACAGUCAACGAUGUAGUGUUUGUUAUUGAUUCUGGAAAAGUUAAAGAGAAGUCCUUUGAUGCCCUGAAUCAUGUGACCAUGCUGAAGAUGGUGUGGAUCUCUAAGGCCAGUGCGACACAGAGGAAGGGAAGAGCGGGGCGCUGUAGACCUGGCAUCUGCUUCCACCUGUUCAGCCGCCUGCGCUUCGACAACAUGCUGGAGCACCAGGUGCCGCAGCUACUGAGAAUGCCUCUACAGGAGCUGUGCCUGCACACUAAGCUGUUGGCCCCCAUCACUUGCCCCAUAGCGGAGUUCCUCUCCAGAGCCCCCGAGCCCCCACACACUCUCAGCGUCAAAAACGCAGUGCAGAUGCUCAAGACGAUCGACGCCAUGGACCCAUGGGAGGACCUGACGGAGCUGGGCUACCACCUGGCCGACCUACCCGUGGAGCCGCACCUGGGCAAGAUGGUGCUCUGUGCGGUGGUGCUCAAGUGCCUGGACCCCAUCCUGACCAUCGCCUGCACACUGGCGCACCGCGACCCCUUCGUGCUGCCCAGCCAGGCCUCGCAGAAGAGAGCUGCCAUGCUCUGCCGCAAGCGCUUCACCGCUGGCACCUUCAGCGACCAUAUGGCCCUGCUUAGGGCAUUUCAGGCGUGGCAGAAGGCUCGUAGUGACGGCUGGGAGCGCUCCUUCUGUGAGAAGAACUUCCUGUCUCAGGCCACCAUGGAGAUCAUCAUUGGCAUGAGGACACAGCUACUGGGACAGCUCAGGGCCAUAGGUUUUGUACGUGCGCGAGGUGGCGGAGACAUCCGUGACGUGAACCUGAACUCUGAGAACUGGGCGGUGGUCAAGGCGGCGCUGGUGGCGGGCAUGUACCCCAACCUGCUGCACGUGGACCGUGAGAGCGCCGCCCUUAUGGGCGCCAAGGAGAAGAGGGUCCGCUUCCACCCCACCUCCAUCCUCAGCCAGCCGCAGUUCAAGAAGAUGCCUCCAGCCAAUGGGCAGGUGGCGGCGGUGCAAUCUCUGCCCACUGAUUGGCUGAUUUAUGAUGAGAUGACGCGCGCCCACCGGAUCGCCAGCGUGCGCUGCUGUUCGACCGUCACCCCGCUGACAGUGGGCAUCUUUGGGGGCUGCGCCAAGCUGCCCAGCACUGCCCUACAAGAGCCCACGGUGCAGAGAGAUGACAUGAAUGAGAGUAGUGACAGUGAGAUGGAGGAUCGCUCCACCGCUCACCUGGCUCAGAUGAAGAUCGACGACUGGCUCAACUUCAAACUGGACCGGGAGACGGCUAACCUAGCCUUCCAGCUCCGGCAGAAGUGGCACGGCCUAUUCCUGCGGCGCAUCCGCGCACCCUCCAAGCCCUGGUCGCAGCUGGACGAGUCCACCCUGCGGGCACUGGUGUCGGCAAUGGCGGCCGAAGAGCAGGCGGCCGGCCUGCAGCAGCCCACGGGCAUCGGGCAGCGCCCGCGCCCCAUGGCCUCCGAUGAGCCACCCCAGCCCUCCUCCUGGAGGACCGCCCAGAGCCGCAGGGGUCCAGGGGGCGACCACGAACCUGCCGACGAGCCCAGCGUCUCCAUAGACAGACCUCCAAGGUCCUGUCCGUCUCCAGCUAUGCUCCCACUGAAGGGCCCACGUGAGAAGGGAGCGACACACUCGAAGCGCCCAGAGGACCACAUACCCAAAGCGGGAGGCGAGAGUCCCGGUACCAGCCCAACAUCUACGUCCUCAGGAAAGUGCUCAAAGUCCUCCAGUCCGCGUACCGUGUCGUCGGUGCGCUACUUCAUCAUGAAGAGCAGCAACCUGCGCAACAUCGAGCUCUCCCAGCAGAGGGGCAUCUGGUCCACCACGCCCAGCAACGAGCUCAAGCUCAACCGCGCCUUCCAAGACAGCAGCCUCGUCUUCCUCGUCUUCUCUGUCCAAGGCUCUGGACAUUUCCAGGGCUAUGCCAGGAUGGUAUCGGAGAUUGGUCAGGAGCGGUGCCAGGACUGGGGCUCAUCAGGGCUGGGAGGCGUGUUCAGCGUGGAGUGGAUCCGCAAAGAGAGCCUGCCCUUCCAGUGCACGUACCAGCUCCUUAACCCCUGGAACGACAACAAGAAGGUGCAAAUCAGCCGUGAUGGACAGGAGUUGGAGCCUCAAGCUGGAGCUCAGCUGUUGAAGCUGUGGGAACGUCUCUAAGGUAGAACUCAAAAUGCCUGAAAUUAAAAGGCCUGAAGGUGCAAGCCCUUCGUGAAUGGACCCCUUUUCUCUCGUUUUGUGUGUGUGAGGCACGUAGCGUUACCAGAGCGUUAUAUGAAGUCGUGCAAUGGACUGCUCCGGUGCAGUUUUGGUUCCUGAAGCACGAUAGUGGCGUUCAGAGUCACUAUUGUGAGCCACGGCACCAACGGGUAAUUCCUCUGGGUGCACAUACUUGAAUUAUUGUUCAGAACUGUGGUUCCUGUUUGAAGGUUCUCACGUAAGCGUUCCGAUUUAAGUUUCCAAUACCUUACUUUGGCCUAGUUGUACUUUGUUGUCAGUCUUGGGUCAAGAGUUGGCUGAUUAAGUUAUGCAGAAAUCAAAAGCAGUAAGACCUGAUAGACGGACAGUGAUUAAGCAAGGCAUCAUUUCAGAGGAGGCCUUUGAGCCAGAGAUGUCCUUGAUUCACUUCUUUGCUAUUGAAGCCUUUAAAAAAAACACUAUGAACUGGAAAGCAACUUUGUGCUAAGAUUGAGAUUGUUGUAAUGAAUUGCACUUGUAAUCAGUCUCGAUGGUCUGUUUUUUGGUGCAGAUGAUGAAUUAGAGAAUAAUGCAGGUUUGUACACGGAGUCGGGGGGUUAAUAUAUUUUGCCUGUUCUCUGGCAGAAAUACUUUUGCCUCAUUCUCUCUUUAUUGAGUUUAUCAAAGAUUUAUCAGGUCUUUGUGAAGAGAAUUACCAUUUUUAAGCUUAUCUACCUAUCUAUGAGUUAAUGUGUUACCUCAUGUAUAGUAAUUGAUUACUUUAAUACAUUUCAGGAGAUCACAUGUUUACACUGUUCCUUUAAACGCUGACUGUGUAGUAAGCAGACCACUAUGUCUCUGUUGAAUUGAGUUGUAUCUCGUGUUGUAUUAAAGUUAAAGAUUUAGGUUUUCAAAAAAUUUUCCUUGUGAUUUUUUUUAACUGCAGUUUUUACUUUUUUUUGUUUUUCAAUGAAAAAUUGGAAAAGAGUUGGUUUACAGUGCCAGUGCAAGAAAAGAUUUAUUUGCUACAUAUUUACACCCAUUGUACAAUGCAUAUUUUCAAAGCAUUAAAAAUGACAAAAUUCUG
Messenger RNA from Alosa sapidissima (American shad), 5502 nucleotides. Its product is annotated as 3'-5' RNA helicase YTHDC2. Lineage: Eukaryota; Metazoa; Chordata; Actinopteri; Clupeiformes; Clupeidae. The coding region runs from base 180 to 4397 and encodes 1405 amino acids. The transcript has 31 exons. Gene Ontology annotation, molecular function: protein binding; ATP binding; RNA binding. Gene Ontology annotation, cellular component: intracellular anatomical structure. The record is from RefSeq and is a predicted model, not a curated record.